Rhodofomes roseus is the source of this 1363-nucleotide messenger RNA. RefSeq names its product S-adenosyl-L-methionine-dependent methyltransferase. The transcript has 4 exons. Bases 269 to 1156 code for a protein of 295 amino acids. The record is from RefSeq and is a predicted model, not a curated record. Gene Ontology annotation, molecular function: O-methyltransferase activity; S-adenosylmethionine-dependent methyltransferase activity. Lineage: Eukaryota; Fungi; Basidiomycota; Agaricomycetes; Polyporales; Fomitopsidaceae.
GAUAGUGGUGUGAUCGACUUGCUCAGACUGCUCGAGCCCGUGUCUCGCGCCCUCCGCUUCCAAUUCUCUGUGAUAGACCGCAGGUUCCCCACAGUGUAUUGGUCCGCUCCAGUCCGCGGCCGGCGCGAGUCGCUGCUGUGCCGACAAGAUACGCGGCCUGUGGUAAGCCGCCAACUACUUCUACAACACAUCUCGCUAGCAUCACUGGGCCGACUCAGCGUCGUGAGCUCCUGACUUCUCCCCCUGCUCAUUACCACCGAUUGGACAGAUGACGUUGCGAUCCAUGUGCCUGCAUACUGCGGCCAUGGGUGUGAGGACCUCCGCGGUUCAUCCCCUGACUCGUACGGGCUCCGUCAUAUUGCGCCGGUACGCGUAUAAAAAGGGCGAUGGACGGCGCACUUUCUCCAGGCCCCAGUUCCCCCGCGACCUGACAGCCAACCCACACACGCCCAACACAGCAACCAUGAGCACCAGAAGGAUCUCCGCUUACCUUCCCGAUGAGGAGGUCUUUGGGCGGUCUGCCCGCUUUCACAACUCUUUCCUGAUUGCUCCGGAUGAGGCUCUCGAGUUUGCCCGGAAGAACAGCGGCGAGAAGGGCUUGCCCGAGAUCGCAGUUAGCCCCGCUGAGGGCAAGUUCCUGCACCUCCUGGUGCGCACCAUUGGUGCGAAGAGGAUACUCGAAGUCGGUACUCUCGGAGGAUACUCCUCUAUCUGGAUGGGCCGCGCUCUUCCAGAGGGCGGCGAGAUAAUCUCUCUUGAGCUUUCAGACCAUCAUGCUCAGGUUGCCCGCGAAAACGUCGCGAAAGCAGGUCUAGGAAAUGUUGUAAAAAUCAUCCAGGGUCCUGCCGCCGACUCGCUCAAGACGUUGCAGCCGGGCGACGAGCCGUUCGACUUCGUUUUUAUUGACGCCGACAAGGACAACAACUUAACUUAUCUCCUCGAGGCUAAGCGUCUCACCAGGAAGGGAGCCGUCAUUAUCGUCGACAACACCGUGCGCGAGGGCGCCGUCGCAGACCUGUCUAAGACAGACGGUCCGAACGAAGGUGUUCGCAAGCUUCUCGCUCACCUCAAGACUGACACCGAGCUGUCUGCUACGACUGUCUCGACGAUUGGAGAGAGGGUCUGGGAUGGUUUCACCUACAUCCUCAAGCUGUAGAGCGCGCCUGCCGUCCAUGGCCUUACCCAAGUAGCGUCACUGAUACCGAGUCCAACCGAGUAUGGGACCGUUGUACGAUAUCGUUGAGGAACAGCAUGAUAUGUCGACCCAGUUGCAUCUUCCGAUGUCGGGAAUUCGCUGUUGAGUCAUGUGCGUAAGGAGUCAAGACUCAACAUCACGAUGGCACCUAGUCAUAGGAGGGGGUCC